Molecule: messenger RNA, 4084 nt
Organism: Nelumbo nucifera (sacred lotus)
Lineage: Eukaryota; Viridiplantae; Streptophyta; Magnoliopsida; Proteales; Nelumbonaceae
Product: kinesin-like protein KIN-7D, mitochondrial
Biological process (GO): microtubule-based movement
Molecular function (GO): ATP binding; microtubule binding; microtubule motor activity
Source: RefSeq, a predicted model, not a curated record
UAAAACUUAAAACUUUGAAAAGAAAUAAAAAAAAAGAAGAAAAAAUUACUCAAAAGAGAAAGAGUCUCUCCUCUCCCACCCUCACCUAAGUCACCUUCUUCCUUCUCACCAUUUUUAAUCGAUUUCCGGUUCUCUCUUCUGCAACUCUAUUUGCCUUAGAAGAGAAGGAAGUGAACCCCUUCUUUUCAGUCUAUAAUCAAGUUGGUGUUUUCUUGCUCAGCGUCUAUCCUACCAAACAUUAAAAAAGAGAACUACCUGUUUGUUCUUUGCUUUUGUCUUUCGGAGCAUGUGAGGACUGACAGAUUCUCCGGCUUCCUCUUCUUCUAUUUCUGUUUCAUUUCACUACUCUUCCGAGAGAAGAGUCUCUAUCGAUCGCUGUUGAUCGAACAAUGGCGGCCUAUUCGUCGAGGGGACGGAGCAGCUCUCCGUUCGGUUACCGGAAACCAUCCAGCUCUUACUCUUCCUCCUCUUCGUCGUCGUCGUUCAUGAAUGGUAGAUUCAUCCCUCGCUCGUGCUCAUCUUCGGCUUCAUCAUUCUAUGCUUCUGGCAAUGGAUACACAACCAGAUCCAUGACGCCCAGUCGAAGCCGCAGUGAUUCAAUGUACCAUGGGUCCAGGAGCUAUGAAAACCGUACUCCCGUCAGUUAUGCCCCGGCGGAGGAGCUCAUUGGAGAGACGGUCGAUACGUCGAGAUCGAGGGACAGUAUUUCUGUUACUGUUCGCUUUAGGCCGUUGAGUGAGCGGGAAUUUCAGCGCGGAGAUGAGAUCGCGUGGUAUGCCGACGGGGAUAAAAUUGUACGAAGCGAGUAUAAUCCAGCUACCGCAUAUGCGUUUGAUAGGGUUUUUGGACCUUCAGCAAAUUCUCAGGAGGUUUAUGAUGUAGCUGCACGACCAGUAGUUAAGGCUGCAAUGGAAGGCAUCAAUGGGACAGUUUUUGCUUAUGGGGUUACAAGUAGUGGGAAGACACACACUAUGCAUGGAGAUCAAAACUCUCCAGGUAUUAUACCAUUGGCCAUCAAGGAUGUUUUCAGCAUAAUCCAAGAUACUCCAGGAAGAGAGUUCUUACUCCGUGUCUCUUAUCUUGAAAUCUACAAUGAGGUGAUAAAUGACUUGCUAGAUCCAACAGGACAAAAUUUGCGUGUUAGAGAAGAUGCACAGGGUACCUAUGUUGAAGGUAUCAAGGAGGAAGUUGUUUUAUCUCCUGGACAUGCACUUUCUUUUAUUGCUGCUGGAGAAGAGCAUCGCCAUGUUGGUUCAAAUAAUUUCAACCUACUGAGUAGCAGAAGUCACACCAUAUUUACCUUGAUGAUUGAGAGUAGUGCACAUGGUGAUGAAUAUGAUGGAGUGAUAUUUUCUCAACUUAAUUUGAUUGAUCUAGCAGGGUCUGAGAGUUCAAAGACUGAAACAACUGGACUGAGGAGAAAAGAAGGAUCUUACAUAAACAAAAGUCUUCUAACCCUUGGAACUGUAAUUGGAAAACUAAGUGAGGGGAAAGCUUCUCAUGUUCCAUAUCGUGACUCUAAACUUACUCGCCUUCUACAAUCCUCGCUGAGUGGCCAUGGACAUGUCUCGUUAAUAUGCACAGUUACUCCUGCAUCUAGUAGCAUGGAGGAGACUCACAAUACAGUGAAGUUUGCAAGUAGGGCAAAGCGGGUGGAGAUUUUUGCUUCACGAAAUAGGAUUAUUGAUGAAAAGUCAUUGAUUAAGAAGUACCAAAGAGAAAUUUCGAGCCUCAAACAAGAACUUGACCAACUGAAGAAGGGGAUGCUUGCUGGUGUUAAUCAUGAGGAGAUUCUGAGCUUGAGGCAGCAGUUGGAGGAGGGUCAAGUGAAAAUGCAGUCAAGGCUAGAGGAAGAAGAAGAGGCAAAGGCAGCUCUUAUGAGUAGAAUCCAAAGGCUGACCAAAUUAAUACUUGUUUCAACUAAGAAUACAAUUCCAGGAUGCUUGAGUGAUGUACCAAGUCAUCACCGACGCCUUUCUGUCAGUGAAGAUGAUAAAUUGGAUGUUUUGCGUGAGGGUUCUCCAUUGCUUGUAGAAGGUGAGAACCAAAACUCACCAUCUUCUGCUCUGUCAGUGCCAUCUAUCCCCUCUUAUGAUGCUAAACAUAGAAGAUCUUCAAGCAAGUGGAACGAAGAACUUUCAUCAAUCAGCAGUUCAGUUACAGAAUCAACUCAAGCGGGUGAACUUAUCAUUGGGACUGCUGGCAGUUCAAGACUGCAAACAGGUGGGAUGACAUCGGAUGAGAUGGACCUACUUGUUGAACAAGUUAAGAUGCUAGCUGGAGAGAUAGCAUUCAGCACCAGUACUCUUAAGCGCUUGGUAGAGCAGUCUGUAAAUGACCCUGAGGCCUCAAAAACCCAAAUUCAGAACUUGGAAUGUGAAAUACAAGAGAAAAGGAGACAGAUGAGGGUCUUAGAGCAGCGUAUUAUUGAGAGUGGUGAAGCAUCAAUUUCUAAUGCAUCAUUAGUUGAUAUGCAACAGACAGUUAUGAGAUUAAUGACUCAAUGCAAUGAGAAGGGUUUUGAGCUGGAGCUAAAAUCAGCAGACAAUCGUAUCCUCCAGGAACAGCUACAGAAUAAGUGUUCAGAGAACAAGGAACUGCAAGAGAAAGUAGAGCUACUGCAGCAGCAGCUGGCUUUGGCUUUGAGUGAAAAAUCAACUUAUGAGAAGCGCUUCUCUGAAGAAUACGUCGAUGAGUUGAAAAAGAAAAUUCAGUCUCAGGAGAUUGAAAAUGAAAAGCUAAAGCUGGAACAUGUUCUACUUAUGGAAGAGAACAGUGGAUUGCAUGUACAGAAUCAAAAGUUGGCAGAAGAAGCUUCAUAUGCAAAGGAAUUGGCAUCUGCUGCUGCUGUUGAAUUGAAAAAUUUGGCAGGUGAAGUUACUAAGCUUUCAUUACAGAAUGCAAGACAAGCAAAAGAACUUUUGGCUGCUCAAGAUAUGGCAUAUUCUAGAGGUGCUGUCAUGCAAACCAGUAAUGGUAUUCGCAAAUAUGCUGAUAGCAAGAUCGAUGGCAUUAAAUCUGGCAGAAAAGGCCGGCUUUCUGGCAGGAGCAAUGAAAUGCUUGGGACAGUCUAUGAUGAUGUUGAAUAUUGGAAUCUCGAUCCUGAAGAUAUAAAGAUGGAACUACAGGCAAGAAAGCAAAGAGAGGCUGCUCUUGAGGCUGCCUUAGCUGAAAAGGAACUUGCAGAAGAGGAAUAUAGAAGAAAGGUUGAUGAGGCAAAGAAAAAAGAGGCAGCUCUGGAAAAUGAUUUAGCAAACAUGUGGGUGCUUGUUGCAAAGUUAAAGAAAGAGGGAGGAGCUAUUACAGAGUUGAAUGUUGAUGAGAGGUCCACCAAUGGGUCAGACCAUGGGAAUGAUCUAAAAACACAUGGCAGUGAGAACAAAGAUAUCAUCCUUAAAGAGAGACAGGUUUCUGAUGGCACAAAAAUGGUUCAGGGUGGUGCUGAACUAGAACCUCUGGUUGUUCGGCUGAAGGCCCGCAUGCAAGAGAUGAAGGAGAAAGAGAUGGAAUCCUUGGGAAAUGGGGAUGCAAAUUCUCAUAUUUGCAAAGUAUGCUUUGAGGCACCAACUGCAGCAAUACUUCUCCCUUGCCGGCAUUUUUGCUUGUGCAAACCUUGCUCACUUGCUUGUUCUGAGUGUCCUAUUUGUCGCACAAAGAUUGCAGACAGGAUCAUUGCUUUCACUUCAUGACAACUGAAUGAAGGAAUUUAUUUCUCCAUUCAGCCGUUUGUCAUUUUUCCAUGUUGGCUUGUACGUAGCUGCAUGAAAGGUAUUCUGUAAUUUCUCUUCAUCUUCUCGCUGAAGGCCUGUAAUAUAUGCUAAGAGAGGAAAAAGGAAAGAAAAACAAAAUGGAUGGGCGAUAAUUUUUAAAGUUCCUACUCCAGAUUUGUAAUCUGUUUUCUGUUACACCAUCUUGAUUCAUGUAUCUGUUCCCUGAAUUGUCAUCAUGUACAGAAGUACAACCAAAGCUUCUAUAAAGAAGAAGCGUUUUUUUCCUCUUUUUCGCCCAAUUUUUUAUGGGUACAAGAAAUAUUUAGCGAGCCUAUUUUUGCUCCUUUGCUAUUCUUUAUUUGUUUCAUAUUUAA